Microthlaspi erraticum is the source of this 396-nucleotide messenger RNA. NCBI's taxonomy places the organism in Eukaryota, Viridiplantae, Streptophyta, Magnoliopsida, Brassicales, Brassicaceae. The record is from the annotation of a GenBank genome assembly.
AUGUAUCAAGACAGGCAAGGCGUUGUAGGCCUAGGCGGCGGCGGAGGCGGUGGUGGAUCUACGCCACACGGAAUCAUACUCGCCGUCGUUGUUGCAUUGGUGGUGCUCGUUCCGUUUUUCCUCGGAGACAGCGGCGAAGCCAUUACGGAUGCCAUUGCAGAGCUUCUCAGUCCUGUGGGACUUCUCUUACUCCCAAUCGUUCUCCUCCUCACCAUUCAGUUCCUCUCGUCGGAACGCGGUUCCUUCGUAUCGGCUAUUUUCUCCACCGGAGAACCUGAGUCGAUUCACAGGGUUAGCGGAUCUCCCGUCGGUGUCGCUCUGUUCCUCUUACUGAUCUUGUUCUUACUCUACCACCGGUUCUCCAUCUUCGGCGGAGGUGAUGAUUCCGACGACUGA